UGCAUCUUCAGACACUAGCGGCUGUUUCCACACAGACAGAGCAGCUGUGAGGACGGAGCGGCCGUGAACGUCUCACCGCUGUCUGUCUGUCUGUCUGUCUGUCUGUCUGUCUGCAACACGUCGUGACUUGUGACCCAGUUUGGUUUGGUUUCCUAGACUGACCUGAGUGGGAUGAAACAUCAGGAGCCUGAACACAGACCAAAGAGGGUUACAUCUUAAUACUCUAACUUGAGUCAAAGAAGAAAAACAUUAACAAUGGGUGAAGUAUCCGUUGAAGUAGAUGAGGAGGUUACAAAACAGGACUUCUCCCUGGAGCCGCUGCCAGAGCCACUGCUGAUAAUUCUGUCCCCACCGCCACCUUUCUUGCCCAUCCCUGGUAAACCAACAAUGUUUUGGCACAAGUGGCUCAAAGCUUUUGAACACUACACUGAGGCGCUCGGUGAAAACGAGCUUGUCGACUCCAGUAAGUGUGUGCUCUUACAGAACUGCCUUGGCCUAGAGGGCCAGCGCAUCUUCACAACACUGAUCCAGAGUGGAACCACGUACGCAGCGGCCAUCUCCACGCUUACGCUUUACUUCUGCUCCGAUCACACCUCUCAGAUGUACCGCCUUCAGUUUCACCAGAGGGCUCAGAUGCCCGGAGAGUCUGUAGAUGUGUUUGUGUUUGCGUUAACAGAACUGCUGAGGCUCUGCAACUAUGGAGACCUACAAGACAAACUUAUCCUGGAUCAGCUGAUUGAGAAAACGAACUGCCCGCAACUCAAAGAGAGGCUGAUGUUGGAGAAGGAAACUCUGACCUUGGACAAGGCGUUGGUCAUCGGUAAAGAGGUUGAAUUUGCUUUUAGUGAAUCUGAACUGUUUGGUUUUCAUGAGGUCAGUGUGGACAUCGGAGACUAUUUAGACCCUCCUGUUCAAACGAAGCGCAAAAGGGGGCGUCCUCGGCGUGGGGAGGAAAGGCCGAAAAACCAAACAAAACCACACACGACUAAAAGAUCAUCUAGAUACAAAGAUAAUUACUAUUUCAGCAACGAUAAGCUAUAUUAUAGUGAAAAUGAUGAUUUGUCUAAGAGUGCUCAUGGCGCUAAUCAGGCUUGUUUUGAAGCCAGCAAUAAAGCAGGUGAUGAUGUUAACGGAGUCUUGUUAUCAUCAUCACAGAGGAUGGAAGAGGAAGGCUGCGACAAUGCUAGCGACGGUGUCGAGGACGACGACGAGGAUGAAGACUUUUACCCUUCUAAUCUAAAAGGCCCCUACUGUCCCAUCUGUAUUAACAGGCGCUUCAGAGACGCAAACAAGCUCGCCAGACACAUGAGGACGCACACGAAGGAGAAACCGUUUAACUGCCCGGUCUGCGCUAUGACCUUCAGCCAGUCUUACCACAUGACCAGACACAUGAGGAACCAGCACGGCGCGGGCCAGUACAUCUGCUCCACGUGUGGGAAAAGUUUAGAGAGCUUUGCAGAGCUGCAAAGUCACAAGAGGACGCACGUGUCGCGAGUUCUUUCAUGUCCCGACUGUCAUGAAAAAUUCACUAAAAAUGAUGCAUUUUGUAGUCACGUCAUGUCACACGGCAAAGACCAGUCCACCCAGAUAGAGGGUUCAAAGCAAAGUGACGAGGUGAAAAAACAAGAAAUAAUCGAAUCAUGUAAUAAGGAUAAUCAUGACAAUGAUACUGAGAAUGAUGCAGAUUCUGAUAAUUCUCAGGAUAAAGAAUCUCAAGUUAAUGUUAAGCUGGAAGACACCGAUGGAGCUAAAUCUCAAGAUGGAGGCAUUCAGAAAGAUAAAGAUGCCUCCAAGACUAAAACAAAAGGCCAUUUCUGUCCCAUCUGUGUCGACAGGCGCUUCAGAGGGCCAAACAAACUCGCCAGACACAUGAGGACGCACACAAAGGAGAAACCGUUCAGCUGUCCGGUCUGCGCUAUGACCUUCAGCCAGUCUUACCACAUGACCCGACACCUGAGGAAACAGCACGGUUUGGGCCAGUACAUCUGCGAUAAAUGUGGUAAAAGUGUAGGGAGCUGGCUGGAACUGAAAGCACACAAGAGGACUCACGCGGUUGAAGGUCUGACGUGUCUCGCGUGUGAUAAACAGUUCAAGGAGAAGGCUGCGCUUGUGAGUCACCUUAAAGUACACAAGAAGGUCCAGGCCAGCCCUCGAAGCCUCGUCUGCGGCGAUUGCGGCAAAGUAUUCGGUCGAAUGUAUCAUUUGAAAAGGCACAUAGUGACCCAUCGCAAAGCAACAAACGGAGAGGUUUUCACAUGUCCCGACUGUCAGAAGAAUUUUGCCUUCCCAGAAGACCUCAACAAACACCUGGAGAUUCACGUGAAAGAAAACAACGGGACUUGUCCGAAAUGUAACGAAACCUUCAGUAGUCCAGAAGAACUGGAGACGCACAUGGGGGUUCAUGAAAAGUCUUACGCCUGCAACACCUGUGGGAAGAAGUUUAAGGUUGAGUAUGCCCUGAAGAAGCACGAGCAAGGCCACCAAGACGAACAGUAUUAUUGUUCGUUGUGCCGCAAACGCUUCGUCAAGCUGUCUCACUACAAGAGGCACAUAAUGGUCCACGACAGGCGGGAAUCAAGAUGUCCACACUGUGACAGCGUCUUUCUACAGUUAACAGCUUUGAAGUAUCACCUGCGGACUCACACAGAUGAAAGACCCUACCAGUGCACCUGUUGUAUCGAGACCUUUGAGGAGGAGGAGGAUCUAGAGCAACACCGCCUCAAGCACAGGAAAUUCAAGCGGGAGAGGCCAUACUCGUGCACGCGCUGUGAUGCCGCUUUCUCUGCGCUAAUCGAGCUGACGGACCACAUGAGCUCACACGACGGAGAGCAGCCGAUGAACUGCCCCGUGUGCGGCAGGACAUUCCUGAACAAGAAUAAGCUGGAGAAGCACCUGAGCAUCCACACGGGGGAGAGACCGCACCUCUGCUCCAUCUGCGGCAACGGCUUUCCCUCGGCCGCCAGCCUCAAGCUGCAUCUCCACAUCCACACCGGAGAGAAGCCCUUCCAGUGUCUGCAGUGCAGCAAGAGCUUCAGGUCGUCCAGCGGGCUGCGGCUGCACAGCAGGCAGCACAUGGACGUGCGGCCCAGCUACGAGUGUCCCGAGUGCGGCAGGACUUACGGUCGCAUGACGGAGUUGAAGAUGCACCAGCGCUAUCACACGGGGGAUAAACCAUACGCGUGCACCUGCUGCAGCAAACGCUUUAUUAGCAAAGACAAACUGAACGUUCACAUGAGGAUACACACAGGGGAGAGGCCGUACUCCUGCCCCCACUGUGGACAGACAUUUACACAGACUGGAGACAGAAACAGACACAUCAGUAAAUACCACUAGAUAGGUACUGUAGAAACACAACUUAGGUUGCUGCUUUUGAAUGAUCAUGUCAGUGGUUUUGCAUGUUUGUAUGGGUUGAUAGCAGAUUAUUGUCACAUUAUUUGAUCAACAAUAAGAAACCAAAACAUGUUGAAAGCUAACUUAGGCAGAUUUAGGCUGCCAUGAACACUAAAUUGCUAGUUGAUGAUGAGAUGUGAUGGUUUUUUGUUAAAUUAAAGAAGAAUAAAGAUAUUCUCUGUUGUAGAAAAGAAUGAAAUCCAAAACUCCACCACAAAGUAAGGCCUUGAAAUUAUCAAUCAACCAAUGUUCAAUUAACACCUCACUGGCACUGUAUCAACGAAGACUAAACAUUACAAGUUUUCCAAGGACUAUUUAUUGCUAGGGCUGGGGAUCAUUAUACUUUUCACUUAUUUUAAAGGAACAGUGUGUAAUAUUUCGGGGGAUCUGUCAGCAGAAAUGGCAUAUAGUAUUCAUAACUAUGUUUUCAUUAGUGUAUAAUCACCUGAAACUAAGAAUCGUUGUGUUUUCGUUAGCUUAGAAUGAGCCCUCCAUAUCUACAUAGAGAGCAGGUUCUCUUCACAAAGUCUGCCA
Sebastes umbrosus (honeycomb rockfish) is the source of this 3924-nucleotide messenger RNA. RefSeq names its product zinc finger protein 585B-like. The transcript is spliced from 2 exons. Lineage: Eukaryota; Metazoa; Chordata; Actinopteri; Perciformes; Sebastidae. The record is from RefSeq and is a predicted model, not a curated record. The coding region runs from base 256 to 3333 and encodes 1025 amino acids.